UGUCGUCAUAUUUGACCUUCCCUGUAGUUCCACCCACGGUUGACAUGUCGAAACAACAGUGAAGUUUAAUCCCACGCGACUGUGAAACAGUCACCUCUUGAAUGUUUUCGUCACACAGGGUGCUGAGUAAACAGAGGGAACAAUGGUGAAAUAUUUCUGCUGCGCAGGUUUACUCAAAAGUACCUGGGACCAAGUCUGUAUUGCUUUCUGGCAAAGAUAUCCCAACCCUUACAGUAAUCAUGUUUUGACUGAGGACAUCAUUUUCCGGGAGGUUACUCCAACCAACUGCCUAAUUUCCAGGCGUCUGUUGACCAAACAUAGUCGAGCACCUCGGUGGAUGGAGCGGUACCUUCCAAAACACAUGGCCAGCUCAGCGUACGUCAUUGAGGACUCCAUCGUGGACCCUCAGGAGAGGACCAUGACCACACUCUCAUGGAACAUCAGCCACGCUCGACUAAUGUCUGUGGAAGAGCGGUGUGUGUAUCAAAUUAACCCAGAGAACAACAGUUGGACAGAGCUGAAAAGAGAAGCUUGGAUCUCGUCCAAUGUCUAUGGGCUCUCUAGAGCUAUUCAGGAAUUUGGUCUCGCAAGGUUCAAGACCAGUGUUACAAAGACAAUGAAAGGGUUUGAAUAUGUGUUGGCCAAAAUGCAAGGUGAAACUCCAUCAAAAACCUUGGCAGUAACAGCAACAGAGCGGGCAAGAGAGACAGCAAUGGCAGCUAAGGAGAAAGCCAAAGACUUGGCCUCACAUGCUCAAAAGAAACAGUUUGUGUGAAGAACUACCUGAAUCACUCGUUCUGUAGCUGCUGACACUGAGACAGAUUUGUCUUUCCCAUCUUCUCAUUGUUCAGACCAGCAUCAGGGUAAGAUAAACUGAUCCCAGUCCUGGGUAGACACCUCUGUGAGGAAGUAUCCAAAUGAAAUUGGUGGGUGGACCGUAAAAGGCCAAAGCUGGGAUCAGGAGCCUGCUCCAGCCUCCCUUUCUGUACCAUGCCAAAUAUAUCAUACCUUUUCUAAGGAUUAGAUCAUCCCAGUUUGACCUGGAGAAAGAAAGUACUGGUCAGAUUCUUUACAGCACUAGUUGACAUGAAAAAAAAAAAAGAUAGGUCUUUGCCUACCUUGAUACCUUUCCACAGACCUUUGCUCAACCCAUGUGCCUAUCAAUGUUAAUUUGUCAUAUUAUUUUAUUAUAAUUACUUGAUUAUUAAGGUCCAAUUGUCUCAGAAUAUAUAUAUAUAUACAUAUAUGUAUAUAUCUAUAUAUGUAUGUAUAUAUAUGUAUGUAUAUAUAUAUAUAUACACAUGUAUAAUUAAUGCACUGUUGCGUGAUUUAGUCAUUUAAUUACUUUCAUGUUCUAUUUUUAGUUCAUUAGUUAAUCAUCCUACAAGACCAGCUACUUAAGGCUAAGGUUCACUGACUGAAGAAGGGUCCAUGUUGUUGGCAGAAUAAAUGCCCAGCCCUGUUGACAUUGUGGUAUAAUUUGGUUGCAAUGGAAAAUCAACAUCUUCACUUGAAUUUAAAAUGUAAAAAUUGCAUUGUACAUUCAGAUUACAUCAGAUGAUACGACCCAUGCGACGCUUUGCUCUUACUUGGUCAAUUAAAUAUCAAAUUGUCAAUAAAUGGACAGUGUUUUUGUAA
Solea senegalensis (Senegalese sole) is the source of this 1638-nucleotide messenger RNA. RefSeq names its product PRELI domain containing 1a (gene prelid1a). The transcript has 6 exons. Gene Ontology annotation, molecular function: phosphatidic acid transfer activity. Gene Ontology annotation, cellular component: mitochondrial intermembrane space. Gene Ontology annotation, biological process: phospholipid transport. The record is from RefSeq and is a predicted model, not a curated record. Lineage: Eukaryota; Metazoa; Chordata; Actinopteri; Pleuronectiformes; Soleidae. The coding region runs from base 143 to 775 and encodes 210 amino acids.